CCGAGAGCGCUGGGAGGCGCUGGGAGGCACUGAAAGGUGCUGCGAGGAACUGGGAGUCACGGGAGCCACUGGGAGGUGCCCCCAGAGCCAUGAGGACCCUCGUGCUGCUGUGGGUGGCCCUGGCCGGAGCGGGGGCCCAGCUGCCGUGUCCUGAGGGGGGACCGUGCCCCGUCACCCCGGCCCUGCCUGCCCGCAGCGCAGUGGGAUGCCAGGAUGGCUCGUCCUGCCCUGCCAGCACCAGCUGCACCCUCCCUGAGAGCGUCCCCUGUGCCGGGGGCCAGCUCUGCUGUCCCCAGGGGUCCCGCUGUGGCGCUGACGGGGAGUCCUGCGUCCCAAACCCAGCCCCCCGUGCUGUGCCCUGUCCCGAUGGAACGUCCGAGUGUCCCGAUGACGCCACGUGCUGCGUGACGGCCGGCGGCGCCUGGGGGUGCUGCCCCAUGCCCCAGGCCUCGUGCUGUGCCGACAAGGUGCACUGCUGUCCCCACGCCACCACCUGCGACCUGGCCCGCGGGCACUGCCUGUCCCCCGGCGGUGACAGGGACGUCCCCCUGAGCACGGCCUUCCCCGCCUGGAAGCGCCAGCCCCCCGCCCCAGUGGAGCUGCGCCAGGUGCUGUGUCCCGGCGGCCGCUCGGCGUGUCCCGACGGAGCCACCUGCUGCCAGCUGUCCCCAACCGAGUACGGCUGCUGUCCCCUGCAGAACGCCGUGUGCUGCAGUGACAGGCAGCACUGCUGUCCCCAGGGCACCACCUGUGACCUGACCCGCUCCACCUGCACCUCCCUGGGGGGCUCCACAGCCCUGGUAGCGCUGCCCACAGCUGGUGAGAUCAAGUGUGACGAGGAGACGAGCUGCCCCGACGGCAACACGUGCUGCAGGCUCAGCUCGGGGGCCUGGGGGUGCUGCCCCCUCGAGCAGGCCGUCUGCUGCCCCGACCACGUGCACUGCUGCCCCCAGGGCUACACCUGUGACCCCGAGGGGGGCAGCUGCCUGCAGGGGGGGGUCCCCCGCCUGCCCUGGGUGAGGAAGACCCCAGCAUUGCCCCGAGGGGGACAGGUGACAUCAGGGAACGUCAAGUGUGACGAGGAGACGAGCUGCCCCGACGGGAGCACGUGCUGCCGUACCAGCCUGGGCACCUGGGGGUGCUGCCCCCUCGAGCAGGCCGUCUGCUGCUCCGACCACGUGCACUGCUGCCCCCAGGGCUACACCUGUGACCCCGAGGGGGGCAGCUGCCUGCAGGGGGGGGUCCCCCGCCUGCCCUGGGUGAGGAAGACCCCAGCACUGCCCCGAGGGGGACAGGUGACAUCAGGGAACGUCAAGUGUGACGAGGAGACGAGCUGCCCCGACGGGAGCACGUGCUGCCGUACCAGCCUGGGCACCUGGGGGUGCUGCCCCCUCGAGCAGGCCGUCUGCUGCUCCGACCACGUGCACUGCUGCCCCCAGGGCUACACCUGUGACCCCGAGGGGGGCAGCUGCCUGCAGGGGGGGGUCCCCCGCCUGCCCUGGGUGAGGAAGACGCCGGCACUGCCCCGGGGACAGGUGACAUCAGGGAACGUCACAUGUGACGAGGAGACGAGCUGCCCCGACGGGAGCACGUGCUGCCGGCUCAGCCUGGGCACCUGGGGGUGCUGCCCCCUCGAGCAGGCCGUCUGCUGUGGGGACCACAAGCACUGCUGCCCCCGGGGCUACACCUGCAACGUGGUCACCGAGAGCUGUGAGAAGCUGCUGCUGGCGCCCACCCCGCUGCUUCCAGCGCCUGCAGACCCCCGUGGGGCGCCCUCCCCCCUGCGCUGGGCACCCCCCGUGCCCCCCGCCCCGCUGCGAGCCGCCAGCGCCCACCCAGGUGCCCCCGUGCCCUGCGGUGCCACCAGCUCCUGCCGCGGGGGGCAGCGGUGCUGCCGGGCCCAGGGGGGCUCCUGGGGGUGCUGCCCCUUCGCCCAGGGUUCCUGCUGCUCCGACGGCCGUCACUGCUGCCCCGCGGGGUCCCGCUGCACGGGGGGGGGCUGGGGGUGCAGCCCCCAGCGCUGGGACUUGCCCUCCCCCCCCUCCAGGGAGCUGCUCUGAUGUCCCCUCUCCCCCGCCACCCUGAGUGCCUCCACCCCAAUAAACGGUUUGUAGGAGGAGCCCCA
This is a messenger RNA of Myiozetetes cayanensis, 2125 nucleotides long. RefSeq names its product granulin precursor (gene GRN). Gene Ontology annotation, cellular component: extracellular region. NCBI's taxonomy places the organism in Eukaryota, Metazoa, Chordata, Aves, Passeriformes, Tyrannidae. The record is from RefSeq and is a predicted model, not a curated record.